This is a messenger RNA of Closterium sp. NIES-67, 1251 nucleotides long. The record is from the annotation of a GenBank genome assembly. Lineage: Eukaryota; Viridiplantae; Streptophyta; Zygnematophyceae; Desmidiales; Closteriaceae.
UCCCCUGCGAUUCUAGAAUCUAGACCACCCUGUGAAGUCCCAAGGCCGUGAGAAGCGAGUAGUCGCCCAGAAACUGUACCAAGCGAGACACCAGCAUAGCUCCCAACUUAGCCAUCGCGUCGCUCACGAGCAGCUCGUAAGUAGUGCAUAAUUUCACUGAUCGCUGAUCCCUGCGCUAUAUCUCAGUUACAAUGCAGAGUGUUUUGGCCCUCGAUGCGACGCAUCAAAUUCCACACCUGAGCUUGAGAUCGCCGCUAUCCAGACAACCAUGUCGAGCGGAUCGCGUGAGAUCUCUCUUCAGCAAGUUGCCGGCGGGGCUCACGGCGGCGGCAUCCAGCCAGCAUCGAGUCGCGAUGGCCGUGCCGGCCGUCCAUGCCUCCGCUGCCCUCGCUCUCAUCCAGCCAGACAUCGCUCGAGCCACGGAGGACUUGUUGUUGCCACUAGCAGCACUCAACCCGGCGUAUGACAUGGUGGCGGAGGCGGCCCCCUUGGAGUUCAGCGUGCUGUUUCUGUAUCUGGGCGGACUGCUGGCGCUGCUGGGCUUCGGCACGUUCCUCGUGGUGCGCCAGGUGCUGGUGAAGCGCGAGCUCGAGAACGCCGCCAAGGAGCUGCAGGAGCGCGUGCGGUCGGGGGAGGCGUCGAGCGAGGAGUACUUCGAGCUGGGCGCCAUCAUGGUGCGCAAGAAGUUCUUCUCGCUCGCCAACAAGUACCUCGAGCUCGCCAUCGCCAAGUGGGAGGGCGACGAGCAGGAGCUCGCACAGGUGUACAACGCGCUGGGGUUCAGCUACUUCAGCGAGGACAAGUUCAAGGAGGCGGUGAAGGCGUACGAGAAGGCGGUGAGCCUGCAGCCCGCGUAUGUGACGGGGUGGAACAACCUGGGCGACGCGCUGGAGAGGCAGAAGGAGUGGGCGCGCGCACUCAAGGCGUACGACACGGCGCUGGUCUACGAUCCCUCCAACCGCAUCGCUGCUGGCCGUGCCAAGGACCUCAAGCAGCGAGUCGAGCGACUACGCUAUUAACCACUCUGCCCCUCUUCUGCACAUUGCUUGACCUACCUCCAUCCACACUGCUUCGAGAACCAAGAAAGAAGCACUAGAUUAGAUGUUUAGCCGUGGAAAUAGAGGCGUUGAAAUCAAUUUAAAGGCACAUUUGAUGUGUUUUGCAUAGAAGUUUCAGUUUGUGUCGGCUUUUUUGUGUCUGUUGUGCACUUGUGUAACAUUCGUCACUGUAAGAAGAUAGCAUGGCUUUGUU